GUUUCACGAGCCCCCGGCUGCAGCAGAGAAGUGGACCAAAUGGAGUCGCUGAAGGAGUUUAUCUCUCAGCGGCUUCACGCCGCCGCAGCGGAGAUCCUGGGUGCUGUGGUGAAAAACGUGUCGGACUUGGAGGAGCAGACGGUCCGUCUGAAGGAGGAGAACCAGAGACUCCGCUCCCUGCUGGACAUCAUCGUAAAGUCCACCGAGGCAGCCAGGGAGCCGAAGAUAAUCCGCCGUCCCGAUGAAACCUCACGAAGACCAGCACCGCACAAACAAGCCAAGGUUCUUCCGACCUGCGGACCUCUGAAGCCCAAGUCGAAGUGUCUCUUCGCCUCUCGUGAAGACCUCCUGAAGGUGCAGGACGCGAAUGGGAACUGUCCCUACUGCAUCAAGAAGCUCGCAGCCAACGAGGCGCACCUGCUCAACAGGCAUUACUCACGGGCCAUUCAUUUCAUCUCAGGAGGAACAGAGAAGUUUGUCAUACCCUGCAUGUGCAAAGAUAAGAUCCAGGGCAGAAGUCACUGGCACUGCCCCUGCUGCCAAAAGAUCAUUUAUCGGACAUGUAACUUCGAGGCUCACCUGUCUAAAAUGCACGGUUAUGCGACGCAGCACCAGCACAAAGAUGGCGGUCAGUUCACAAACACCAGCCAGCCCUCUGCCCCUGAGACUGAGGCAAAUCAUGAACCCAUCGAUCAACAGCAGCUGGAGCAGCUGGAGCAGCACACCAUGCUGAUGCUUCAAGUUAAGCAGGAAUCGAAUCAAGCGACAGAUCCACAAGUGCAAGUCGCUGGUGAGCAGUUCCAGAAUGCGGAUAGUCAGACGGGAGGACAGAGUCUGGAGAUGGACUUCAGUGAAGUGUCGGCCAACAGCGUGGUGUUCGUGGACAGUUUCAUUCAAGAUCUCAGUGAGAUCACAAGUCUGCACAACUACACGAAGUGCGGUCAGCCGACGGUAACUGAUGCCGAGUGUCAAACGUCUGCGAGUGUGAAAUGUCAAGACCCUCCUGGAAAACGCGGCGUUGCAGAAACUGUUUGCAACAGCCAGACUGAAGGAUCAACCCAGCUGCCUUCCAAUCACAAUCCCACAGGUUCCCACAGCUGUAAGGUCUGUGGGAAGCUUUUCUCUCACCUGUACAGCCUGAAGGCGCACGCGCAAAAUCACGCCAUGGACAACAAACCCACCUGUGGAGUUUGCGGGAAAUGUCCGAAGCCUGCAGAAAGUUUAACCCAACACCUUCUGAGCCACUCAAAGAGAAACAAGUGCGUCCGCUGUAGGAAAGAGUUCUCUUCUAGCUCGCGUCUGAAACGCCACAUGAUGUUUCACAGAGCAAAAGUAUCGAAUGCUUCAGGCAAAGAUCUUCAGGUGUGAAUUUACAGUAAAAUCAGAUCAUGACAGCAUUAUUAUCAGUAUUAUUGCUUUACUGUGCGUAGGUAUUCUACUCACAAUUUUUUUUUUCAUAUAUUCUCGCAACACUUUGUAGACUGAUCUAAUAAACGUUU
Salarias fasciatus (jewelled blenny) is the source of this 1499-nucleotide messenger RNA. RefSeq names its product zinc finger protein 429-like. Gene Ontology annotation, cellular component: nucleus. The record is from RefSeq and is a predicted model, not a curated record. NCBI's taxonomy places the organism in Eukaryota, Metazoa, Chordata, Actinopteri, Blenniiformes, Blenniidae. Bases 40 to 1368 code for a protein of 442 amino acids. The transcript is spliced from 7 exons. Gene Ontology annotation, biological process: regulation of gene expression.